AAAAAAAAAAAACUAUAUAAACCUGUCAGCAACGAGAUGGUAGCUGGUUUGAAAGCAUCUCACUUUUUUCUUUCUCUUUCCCUUUGCUUCGACGUACUGCUUCCUUCCCAGCUUAUUGAAUGGCCAACCAAGAUAUCGUCAAAGUCGAAGAGACCACCAUCGAUCAUUGUCCUAGCGAUGCUUCCUCUGAUCUCGAACAAGACAAAUAUGUCGGCCAUAAGGGAACGGGUUCUUUUUUCACCGCAUACUUUAACGUCGUAUGCGUUGUAGCCGGUACCGGUACGCUUGGUCUCCCUAGAGCCCUUGCUCUUGGAGGUUGGCUUGGAUUGCUCAUCCUCGGACUUGCUUGGGGCAUGGCUAUAUAUGGCGGAAUUGUGUUGAUUCGCUGCUUGUACUAUAAGCCUGGUCAACGUCUCCAUGACUAUAAGCAAGUCGCUACCCAUGCAUUGGGUUGGGUUGGAUAUUGGGUCACCGCUAUCCUCCACAUUCUUAAUGUCUUUGGUUGUCCCACGUUGUAUCUAGUAUUGGCAGGUCAAAACAUGAAUGAAAUGCUCAAAUAUACCAACGGCGCUCUUACCAGCGCAACUUGGACUAUCAUUUUUGGAUGUGUGUUGCUCAUCCCUAUGGUCACCCUUAAAACUAUGAAGGAAAUUACCAUUGUUUCUGCUUUGGGUGCACUUUGCACAGCUAUCGCCGUUUUUGUUGUCGCCAUCGUUGCUCCAAUGGAUGCCAAGGCUCACCCUGAUCCCGUCAAGUAUGCUCACGAUGCUGUCAUUUGGACUGGUUUUCCUUCCGCUCUCAGUACCAUUGCUUUCUCAUAUGGUGGUAUCAACACUUAUCCCCACGUUGAACAUGCUAUGGCCAAACCUUGGCAAUGGAAUUACGCAGUGGCCACUGGUCUUAGCACCUGCUCUGUUCUCUACUUUUUGACCGCCGUUCCCGGUUACUGGGCUUACGGUAUAGCCACUCAAUCUCCCAUUUAUGCUUCGCUUCCAGAAGGCACUGGCAAGUUGGUGGCUAUGAUUGUCAUGACUAUUCAUGUUGUCGUUGCUGUCCCAAUUUAUACAACCACCUUUUCUUUGGAAACCCAAGAAUGGUUACGUACUGAGGAACGGUUUGGCCCAUUCGGCGCAUGGGCUGCUCGUGCCGCUAUCCGAACUCUUAUUAUGGUCAUUGUUGUAAUUCUAGCUGUAUACAUCCCAUACUUUGGAGACUUUAUGUCUUUGAUUGGUGCUUUGACAAACUGUGGCCUUGUCUUCUUACUUCCAGUCCUUUGUUACCUCAGACUGACCGGAUGGCGCAACAAGCCUAUUUAUGAGCUUGCCUGGUGCGCUUUAAUUGUUUUGCUUGGUGUGGUUGGUAUGAUCUUUGGUACCAUCGAUGCUGUCAAGGCUUUAGUCGCUGAUUUCCAGGCCGGUCAGUAAGCGAGCCAUUAUAUAAAUAUUCUCAAGUCCUCCUCUCCAGAGCAGUUGCUAGCCAACUUGGGCAAAAAAAAAUUUUUUUUGGCUCUCUUUGGUUACCUGCUUGGCUCAUGUAUAUCAAAAAAGAAUCCCCCCAUCUUGUGUGAAUAUCUUUUAGACAGUUAACGCAACUUGGCUGCGCUGUAAUAUUAGAAUAUAAAAUAAAAACAUAUGUAUUGAAAUGAUAAUUGAAAC
Molecule: messenger RNA, 1655 nt
Organism: Umbelopsis ramanniana AG
Lineage: Eukaryota; Fungi; Mucoromycota; Umbelopsidomycetes; Umbelopsidales; Umbelopsidaceae
Exons: 4
Coding region: 120-1424 (434 amino acids)
Biological process (GO): amino acid transmembrane transport
Cellular component (GO): vacuolar membrane
Molecular function (GO): amino acid transmembrane transporter activity
Source: RefSeq, a predicted model, not a curated record